This is a messenger RNA of Entelurus aequoreus (snake pipefish), 2863 nucleotides long. Its product is annotated as oocyte zinc finger protein XlCOF6.1-like. Gene Ontology annotation, molecular function: RNA polymerase II cis-regulatory region sequence-specific DNA binding; DNA-binding transcription factor activity, RNA polymerase II-specific. Gene Ontology annotation, cellular component: transcription regulator complex; PcG protein complex. The coding region runs from base 128 to 1198 and encodes 356 amino acids. Gene Ontology annotation, biological process: regulation of transcription by RNA polymerase II. NCBI's taxonomy places the organism in Eukaryota, Metazoa, Chordata, Actinopteri, Syngnathiformes, Syngnathidae. The record is from RefSeq and is a predicted model, not a curated record. The transcript has 2 exons.
CUGAACGGUUGCGGCUUUGCGAAAACGUUUCAAAUGUACCAUCUAACAGCAAAAUAGAAUCUCUAUUUUGUGUCUUUCUAAAACCCAUGAGUGUUAUCUGAAGUGAAGAUUGAAGACGUGAUAGAAGAUGGACGACUACUGCUAUGCUAAGAUGGCGACGUCCGCUAAAAGAGAACAUGAAAGAGAAUCAGCGCCACCAACUUCCAGCAAAUCACCAACGGAGAUAAAGACGAAAGAUGAAGAUUUCCGGCAUCAUCCUGAAGGACUUCCGCUUCAGCUGCAGGGGGGAAGCUGUACUUUGAAGCCGGAAGCUUCGCAGUCCCGCCUCUUAAAAGAGGAAGAGGAGGAACUUUGCAUCACUAAGGAGGGAGAGUGUUUUCUAUUGCAGGAGAAAGUUGAUCCCACCAAGUUGCCACUAACAAUUGUCUAUGUGAAGACUGAAGAUGAUGAAGAGAAAGUAAACAACCUGAUAGCUCCACUAUCAGAUAGCGAGGCUGAAGACAAGGAUGAAGGAACUUUGUGCGAUACAGACUGUGAAGAUGAUAUCAGGACUCACACUGACAACAAACACUCUCAAUGCAUUAAAAAGAAGACAUGUCAAAAUACUUCAAGCUGCAUAGUUUGUGGUAUGAUAUGUACCACAAAGAGCCGUUUGACUGAACACAUGAGAAAACACACAGGAGAAAAACCAUUCAAAUGUUCAGUUUGCUGCAAAAGCUUUUCUUAUAAUGGCAGUUUGGCUCACCACAUGAGAACACAUGCGGAAGAAAAAAUAUUUAAUUGUUCAGUUUGUGGUACAAACUUUUCUCACAAGAUCAGUUUGACUCAACACAUGAGAACACACACUGGAGAAAGACCAUUUAAUUGCUCAAUUUGCUGUAAAAGCUUUUCUGUUAGGAGCAAUUUGACUCAACACAUGAGAACGCACACAGGAGAAAAAUUAUUCAACUGUCCGGUUUGUGGUAAAAGCUUUUCUCAAAAGAGCAGUGUGGCUGUACACAUGAAAACGCACUCUGGAGAAAGACCAUUUAGUUGCUCAGCUUGCGGUAAACACUUUUCUAAUCGACAGUGUUUAAGUAGACACGAAAUUAGACACACAGGAGAAAAACCAUUCAGCUGUUCAGUUUGCGGCAACAGCUUUACAGAAAGGAGAAAUUUGUUAAGGCACCUGAGAACACGCCGUAGAAAACACAUCUAGUUGUUCCGUUUGUGGUAAAAGGUAUACCCAAAGUAACACGAUUUCCAAUCACAUGAGAACACACGCAGAGGACAAAAAAACAUUUAGAUGCACAAUUUAUAGCGUAGGCUUUUUCUAUUGACAAACUUUGACUCAACACAUAAUUAAACACCCUGCAGUAAACCCUUUAAGUAAUUACAGUAAGUUAAUUACAGUAAGGGGCGGCGUGGCGAAGUUGGUAGAGUGGCCGUGCCAGCAAUCGGAGGGUUGCUGGUUACUGGGGUUCGAUGUGGGCUCUGUACCGAGGAUGUCGUUGAGGCUUGUGCAGCCCUUUGAGACACUUGUGAUUUAGGGCUAUAUAAAUAAACAUUGAUUGAUUGAUUGAUGCUAUUGUUGAAGUAGCUAUGAAAUCACUGCGUCCAAGAGAUAAAUUGCUGACAGAAAAUACUAAAUAUUAUCAAAAGUCUGUAAUUAAAUGUUAUGAAUUUGUCUGUCACUAUUUGCAUAGAAAAUGUUAUUGGCAGUUUUAGACUAUGUUUGAAGGCUUUAUGGGUGGAAUAGACUACUCCCCAUUACCUGCAUUUUUAGCUGCCUCAUGCUAGUGGUUUUUGACUAUUCAGAAUGCACAGAAAAUGGAAAGACGUGUGUGCUUCUCCCACAUAAGAAUUGAGGAUGAUGUCAAAAUUACAAAAAAGUGUACAUUUACUUUAUCACUUUAAUAGCCUUCAGCGUCGUCUCACAUCACAGCAGUCAAGUUAGAGCUCAAACACAAAGACAAACAAGACACGUUCAGCCUUCACAAUAAGAGCAGUGUACUAAGAAGAUUGCAAGUCAAAGUAUUUAGUAAGUUUAUAAUUGUAUUAUUUAGAAGAAAUAAUAUAUGUAUAAUAAAACUGAUAGUGUUUAUUAUAAUACAGAUUGCUUUUGUUUUUUGAAAAAUACACGUGAAGGCGACUUGAAAAAUAAUCACAAUAUUAAGGAGGGAAGAAAAAUCACGAUUGGAAUAUUUUCCACAAUUGUUCAGCCCAAGAUCACAGAGGAGAAUAUUUUUUUAAAUGCUCAAUUGGUGGCAGAAGUUACUAAUGUAAGAAAUGGCUGCUCUUUUGCAAGGCAACACACAACAGAGACUAAACGUUGUUUUUGUCCAUUUUGUGCUCAAAGAUUGUUAAAUGAUAGAAUUAUAAUGUCACAUGUGAGAAGUCAGCUAAAAAGUGAUGAUUGCUGUGUGUAUGAUACCAGAUUCCCUCAUGAGUUCGAGUGAUGCUAAGAACAGCAGUAAUACAGACAGAUACAUUCUCAUUAUUGUUUUUGUUCAUCAUGGACUUUGUUCUUUACCAAAUGUUGGGCAACUGUAUUAAAGGUCGAGUGUGAGGUCUUUAUGUGGGAAAGUGUCAACCAUUUGAAUGUGAAGAUACUCUAUUUCUAAUUAUGAAUUUAAGUAAAAAUAAGUGAACAUAUUCCAGAAGUUUCCCUAAACUUAACCAAAGAAGAUAAAACAAGAUAAUUUUAGCUGUAAUAAUAGUAAAAGUGGGGCCAGGCAGUGUACAUAAUAUCCAAAUACUGUGAUAUUAGGUUUGCAAAUUUAUGUGAUAUAUACAGUAUAUUCAGAUUGUACAAAUAUUGUUAUACGGUUUACAGAUCACAUUUUAAACAGCAAGGUGCAAUUCAUGUGAUCAAAAAUGUAUC